AUUCCCAUCACAGCAAUUGGUCCACAGGAGCUAUAAAUUGGUCUCCUCCAGAAACAGAUCAAAUUUGUCUUUGGGGAGGUCAGCUGGAAACUAAAGAGACCAUGGAGAGAAAUGGUGCUGCCUUCCCCCAGAUGCUAGACCCCACACACCACUUCCACACAGCACUGCUGGAUCAGAGACGGAGGCUACGUGGCCAGAUUGCUCACCUUCACAAGGCGGCUCGUAAACUCAGCAAGCUCCGCAAAAGGUCCCUGAUUGCCAACAUCAGCGGGAGCACCCUGACAGCCGCGGGAGCAGUCACAGCCAUUGUGGGGCUGUCCCUGAGCCCGGCAACACUGGGAGCCUCUCUCCUGGCAUCCGCUGUGGGUCUGGGCCUGGCCACUGCUGGGGGGGCUGUCAGCAUCACCUCCGAUCUCUCCUUAGUGCUCUGCAAUUCCCGGGAGGUGAAGAAGGUGCAGGAAAUCGCAAUGACUUGUCGGAAACAGAUGAGGGAAAUCCUUGGCUGCCUGGAGUUCCUCCGCCGGGGGCAGGGCCCAGGGGACCCCACACUGUGCCAGUCGGAGAAGAGGGCCUCCAUCUUGCUAUAUAACUCCGUCUGCUUCAUGGUCUUCUGCGGCUCCCACAGCUUCCUCGUGCCAGAAUACACAAAGGAGGUCACAAAAGUGAGCCAGGCUGUGCUGAAAGCCAAAAUCCAGAAGCUGGCUGCCAACCUUGAGACCUGCACCAGGGCAAUGGAUGAAGUCUGUGAACUUCUUGAGUCCAGGACAAAGCUUUCCCCAUGCACGAGGAGACUCAACUUGGGUGCUAAAACAACUGCUGAGAUCCCAAGGCCAUCCAGCUGAAACAGUGUUUGUCCCAUAGUUACGAACUGGUCUUGGAGACAUUACAUUAUUAAUUGUCACCAUUAGCACUGCUACCUGUUGCUGUCAUAAUAUUGGUGGUGCUAAUCCAAACAGAUGAUCACAUCUCUCAUGUGCCUUACCUAUAUCUGAACACAAACUCCUUCCUGAUCGGAAGCUAAAGCUUACACACACGCACACUCCACCGACAGCAGCCACCUGAUUAAAGUUGGAGAAUAUGAUGGACACACGGACUAUUGUGUAGACAGAAGCAGAUCCCAAAGCCUAAUGGCAGGAGUAGGUGGCCAUUCCUCAGACCCAUGUUUCUCCAGCCAUCUCCUUGGCUCUGCUUCCCCAAGGCAGCAAAAAAAUAAGUGGGUCAGGAGGCUGAUGAAAUCCCUGCAGUCCUAGUGCUGAUUGAACUUGAUUCGUAAAUAACAUAUGAAUUUGUAAGUGGUAAAAGGGCUGGGCUACCCUCAAAAAGCCAGCAGCUGCCAGCUUCCAGUGAAGUACAGUCCCAUUACCAAGGUACAUCUGGAAAGGCUGUUGAAGGAAGCAGGUCCAUAUAUGACAGGCUGUGUGGAUGGCUCAUCAUCCCAGGGUGAAACAGCAGGGCCAGAAAUUGUAAUCCCUUUUGAAGAAACCUCUCUAGGCUGAGAACUGUGAUGUUGUGAUUUAUAUGAGAGAUGUGUUUGUGUUCUAUUUAUUUACAUAUUUACAGGAUUAUUUUUAAGGUUUUGAUAUUGUAUUUAAAUAUGUUUGGGUUUUUUUUCUUUUAAAAAGGAGGCCUCUGCUCCAAAGGAAAGAAGCUGUUCUUAGAGGCAAAGCAAGUCUGUGGCAUGUGAGAGCAAGUCACAUGUUCUUUGGUUGUGAGGGAGGGCAAGUCCAUGUACAAAAAGGAAAGCAUGGCCUGAAUGCUGGUAGUUAUAAAAUAGGUGAAACAUGGUCAAUGAGUGACAACAGAUCUGCAGAACAAAAACAGGGAGAAGGACAGGUCAGUGACCCUGGGAUGAGAGCCUGCCUCAGGGCACUGGUGGAAGAAAGCAGUUAUCUAUUGCAGCAAGGACAGAAGCAUAGGUUGGUGUUACUGGUCUGAGCUGGAGCCCAGCUGUUAUAGGAGCACAUCUGAGAGGUGGGAGUACCACUCUCCAUGCAGUUGAGCAGCCUGUGAGACCCACAGUGGUUCGUCUGUGAGGGAGGAGGCAGCACUCAUGGAGAGCUACACAUAUUCCUACUAAUGCUUCCCAGGGAAGGCUUUGUGUUAGCAAAAUAUGUACUGGUACUAACACUCAAGAGGGGUGCAGAGGAAUAGGAUGAUUCAGAGGCAGAGCACUUACGAAACAGGAGGAAGGACUGGGACCCUGUUUCAAGUGACUGAUCUGCUAAAUACAUCCUUUAUGAUUUUUGACCUUUCAGUGCCUCGGUUCUCUGUCUAAAAAUGGGGAUAGUAGCACUUCCCUGCCUCACAAGGAUGUUUCUGGGACAAAUAUUGAAAAGUGCUCAAGUACUGUGAUGACAGGGAUCACGUCAGUACCUGGAAGAGGUAUAAGGCAGAAACCCCAGAAACUAGCUUGAGACAACUGAAGGAGUUAAUGCAGGGAUAAUUUCACCUCCACAAGUAUGCCUCAAUGGGUAAGAGAAACUUCCCUGCAGACACAUGAAUUAAAAUUAUCAGGAAACCCACUCUGUAAUUCUAAAACAUCGAUCAAACUCUUAGGAAGAGCAACACUUCAUCUCACAAAGCUUGAACCCUUGUCCUUUUUGUCUCUUCCUCUUGUCACAUCAACAUUUGUUUUUACACAUAAGAACAAAAGUUUUGAUCCUUCAGAGUGUGAGUCAGAUGCUUGUAAUGCCCAUGCCUGUUUGCCAGAAAUGAACAAAUACACUACUGGUUCGAUUAAAUUAAUAUGAAGCA
Messenger RNA from Falco peregrinus (peregrine falcon), 2754 nucleotides. RefSeq names its product apolipoprotein L domain containing 1 (gene APOLD1). The record is from RefSeq and is a predicted model, not a curated record. The coding region runs from base 102 to 842 and encodes 246 amino acids. The transcript is spliced from 2 exons. Gene Ontology annotation, molecular function: lipid binding. Gene Ontology annotation, cellular component: membrane; extracellular region. Gene Ontology annotation, biological process: lipoprotein metabolic process; lipid transport. NCBI's taxonomy places the organism in Eukaryota, Metazoa, Chordata, Aves, Falconiformes, Falconidae.